AUGCCCAACCCAGAGCACUCUUCUUCUUCCUCUUUUGCUUAUUCGGCAGUACGCUCUGCUUUCAAAUGCGUCGCCAACAUCUUUUUCAGAGAAGUCCAAAUCGUCGGCACAUCCCAAGUCCCAAAGGAGGAUCCAUGCAUUUUCAUUGUGGGACCCCAUGCGAACCAGUUUGUUGAUGCGGGAAUGGUUCUCAUUUCGAAUCCUCGAGAAAGUGUUCCUCUUAUGGCCCAGUCGUCCUUCAAGAAGAAGGUUAUUGGUGAUGCUGCUCGAAUGCUCAAGGCCAUUCCUGUUAUUCGACCGCAAGAUUUGGCGUCCAAGGGAAAAGGCACGCUACGUGCAGCACAAGGAGAAACACGCGUGAUCGGCACAGAUACCAAUUUUCGUGAACAAGUGGGAUCGCGUGAUCUUCUCGGCAUUAGCAAGACGUUCAAAGUGGAGGUGGAGCAAGUAGUAUCUGAUACCGAGCUUAUUCUCAAGAAGCCUCUUGAUCAGCCACUUGAAGAUGAUGCUUUCAAGGUUAUUCCGCAUGUGGAUCAGCAUGUGUUGUAUGACAAGGUCCAUGCAUGUUUGGCAGAGUCGGGAUGUAUCGAAAUUUUCCCUGAAGGCGGUAGCCAUGAUCAAUCACAAAUGCUCCCUCUCAAAGCUGGUUUUGCUAUUAUGGCAUUGGGUGCAAUGGCCGAGCAUUCUGACAUUAAUGUCAAAAUCGUACCAGUGGGUCUCAACUAUUUCCACCCGCAUCGCUUCCGAUCACGUGCUGUCAUUUCAUAUGGUGCUCCAAUCACUGUCGAACGCGAAUGGGUCGAAAAGUACAAGCAAGGAGGACCUGCCAAGCGUGAAGCGAUUGCUGCGUUAAUGGAUGCUGGCUAUGAAGGGUUGAAAGGAGUUACAUUGAAUGCUCCCAGUUACGAUACGCUGAUGAUCAUUGCAGCUGCCCGCCGAUUAUACCGACCCACAUCAUCCCAUAAGCUACGUCUUGAUCAGGUGGUGGAGCUUAAUCGCCGUUUCCUUCUUGGCUACAAGCAUUUUGAAAAUGAUCCUCGAUUGAUUGAACUUGCUCGCAAGGUACAAGCAUACAACAACAUGUUAAAGUACUUUGGUAUUCGGGAUCAUCAAGUGGAACGAACCGGUACAACGCGCAUGUCAGCUGCCAAAUUGCUGCUUUACAGAUUGGUCAAAUUGAUCUGCUUAUCCGCUUUGGGAUUCCCAUCAUUAUUGUUGAAUGCACCUGUGAUCCUUGUCACUGCUUUGAUUAGUCGUCGUAAACAGCGCGAUGCACUUGCUGGCUCUAAUGUCAAGAUUGCUGCACGUGAUGUUCUCGCCACUUGGAAGGUGUUGGUCGUUCUUGUCUUUGCUCCCAUCGUGUAUGGCUUUUACUCGUGGCUUUUGUUUGUGUACAUGUUUUAUUAUCGCUACCCCGAGAAUUCGUUGCUGCAAAUCACAUCAUGGUCAGCAUUGAGCUGGUUGGCACAACCACUUUUACAUCUUGUUGGUGUCAAGCUUAUGGAGACGGGCAUGGAUUUGUACAACUCACUUCAGCCGUUGGUCCUUGCGGUGUGUAACCCUGAUGCAGCAGCUCAAUUGCGUACAAUGCGUGAACGUCUAUCCGAUGAUAUUACCGCCUUUGUCAAUGAGAAUGGACCUUCAGCCUUGGAAGACUUUGAUGUGCAUAAAUAUGACAAUAAUGAGUCGCCGCGAACCGAAACUGGCUUAUUCGACAUGGCACCAUCGGUGUUGCAGGAAUGGCUCAAGCAUGAUCGUAGCCUUUUCAACUUCAAUGCCGGCAGCAGCACGAGUGUGUCAACGGGCAGCAAUUCCUCACAAUCGGAUGAAGAUAGCUCAUAA
Lichtheimia ornata is the source of this 1842-nucleotide messenger RNA. RefSeq lists its product as uncharacterized. The transcript has 9 exons. Gene Ontology annotation, molecular function: glycerol-3-phosphate O-acyltransferase activity; glycerone-phosphate O-acyltransferase activity. Gene Ontology annotation, cellular component: endoplasmic reticulum membrane. The coding region runs from base 1 to 1842 and encodes 613 amino acids. Lineage: Eukaryota; Fungi; Mucoromycota; Mucoromycetes; Mucorales; Lichtheimiaceae. Gene Ontology annotation, biological process: phospholipid biosynthetic process. The record is from RefSeq and is a predicted model, not a curated record.